Messenger RNA from Entrophospora sp. SA101, 690 nucleotides. Lineage: Eukaryota; Fungi; Glomeromycota; Glomeromycetes; Entrophosporales; Entrophosporaceae. The record is from the annotation of a GenBank genome assembly.
AUGUCUAGCGCUGCAAGCAUUUUAUUAAAACAAUUUAAAGAGCUUACACGUAAUCCAGUACCUGGUUUUACUGUAGCAUUGCAAGAUGAAGGCAAUGUUUUCGAAUGGGAUGUAGGCAUCAUAGGAGCUCCUGGUACAAUAUAUGAGGGCGGUUAUUUCAAAGCAUCACUUAAAUUUCCAGUAGAUUAUCCUUACAAUCCACCAACAUUUAAAUUCAAGAAAGAUUUUUUCCAUCCAAAUGUUUACACGGACGGUAAAUUGUGUAUAUCAAUUCUUCAUCCACCAGUAGAAGAUCCAACUAGUGGUGAAACUGCUGCAGAACGUUGGAAUCCCACUCAAUCUGUAGAGAGUAUUUUGAUUAGUAUUGUUAGUCUUAUGGGAGACCCUAAUUGUUCUAGUCCUGCUAAUGUGGAUGCAGGUGUUAUGUACCGAAAAGAUCGAGAUACAUAUAAUAAAAUUGUAAGAUCUCAAGUCGAGACUUCAAAAAAAGAUAUUCCAGAAGGACUGAAAAUACCCACUAGUGCUGAUGAUUUCAUUGUCCAGAAAAAAAACGUUGAGGAUGAUCAAGAUGAAAAUUUUUGGUACGCAUCAGAUGAAGAUGAAGAUAUAGAGGAAGAUAUAGAGGAAGAUAUGGAGGAAGAUAUGGAAGAAGAUAUGGAAGAGUAUGGAUCGUCUGAAGAAGAUAAUUAA